UUCCUCUCUAUUUAUUUAUCGGUUUCUCUCUCGCCACCACCGAUCAUGGUCACCGCCCUCGAACUCAUCCUCAUCCUCCGCUUGAUUUGAUCUAUCUCUCUCAAAGGUCCUCUUUUUCUUCAAUCAAACUUCAUAUGCAUGUGUCUGCUUGAUUGUUGAUCUGUGCAAAAAAAGGAUCGAUCUAUAUUAUUUUUUUGUGCUCUCUCAUGUCAUCAUCGACUAGUGUUCAAGGAGAGAUAAUGGAUCUUGAUCUUGAUCUGAACCAAGAACCAGACUCUCCACCCGGUUUAAUCACAGAGAUCUCUCCAUGGCUAAACGAGCUAGAAACCGCUCACGAGCGGAUCGAAGACCGUCUAAGACAGCUCGAAGCCAUAGUUUCACGAAUCAGGGAACGUGCAGCAACAGUCACAACAACGGCAACACCAUCACCAGCACCUGCUUUAAUACCUCCUAGAGACUCAACGGCAGGAGUUAUACACGAGCGUUCUAGAGAGAGACUUGUCGAGAACGACGACAAGACUUAUCUGAUAGCAAAGGCACUGAACAUGGAGAGAACAACCUCUGUCCCCGGCGGCUACUUUGACUGCAACAUAUGCUUAGAGAAAGCCGAAGAUCCGAUCUUAACUUGCUGCGGUCACUUGUUCUGCUGGGGAUGCUUCUACCAGCUGCCAUUCAUUUACCUUAACAUCAAAGAAUGUCCUGUCUGCGACGGGGAAGUGACUGACACCGAGGUGAUUCCUAUAUACGGUAAUGGAGAAGACGAUAAUGAUGGUAGUAGUAAAGCCAAGCGUGAGGAGUGUGGUAUCCGCUUACCUCCAAGGCCUAAUGCUAAAAGAGUUGAAAGCAUCCGUCAAAAGAUUAUAAACCGGGGCAACCCGUUUAUCCCGGGUCCUGAGACGCUGGAGCAUAUUAGAAGGACUAUUGAUUCUAUUGGAGGGUUACAAGCUUUAGCUGAAGGGCAUGAGUUCGGUUUGACCAACAUAGUAACCACCGGGAACAAUCGUGCGGUGCAAAAUCAGCAUAAUCGUUUGAGGUUGUUGUCUUCUUUCCCGGGUCUUGUGGUAGAUAGCUCGGAGAUGCCGCCGCCAACGUCUGAUGAAGCUGCUGCUGCUUUUGAUGUUGAUAGUUUUGUUGAUACAACAACGCCUAGUUUGAGGACUAACCGUCGUAGGUCUUCUCGUAUUGCUGAGAUUAGUCCUUCUCCUUCUCCUGCAGUACGUGCUUCUAUUCGUAGGAACCAAAGUGGUAGUGCUGCAGGUUCAUCAUCUUCGCCUAGAGAUUUUGCUGUUGCCGGGUUUGGGUUUGAUUCUCGUGAAGUGGUUACUUCAGAUUCGUCAUCGUCUAGGAGGAGAACUGAAGAUGUAAACAAUGGACCUCGGACCAGGUCUAGGAGGAGGCUAGGCUGAAAAACUCUUUUAAUUAUAUUACAAAGCUCAUGUGACCAUGUCUUGUUUCCAUUCUGAACAUGGCUGAAUGUGUAUGUACAUUCUUGUGAAGCCUAUGAAACUUUUGGAUGUCAGUUUUUUGUUCCUUUGGGUUAAAUAAUCUAAUCAUAUUUCUAAAAGGUCAA
Brassica oleracea var. oleracea is the source of this 1570-nucleotide messenger RNA. RefSeq lists its product as uncharacterized. The coding region runs from base 207 to 1406 and encodes 399 amino acids. Gene Ontology annotation, biological process: ubiquitin-dependent protein catabolic process. The transcript is spliced from 2 exons. Gene Ontology annotation, molecular function: ubiquitin-like protein conjugating enzyme binding; ubiquitin protein ligase activity. NCBI's taxonomy places the organism in Eukaryota, Viridiplantae, Streptophyta, Magnoliopsida, Brassicales, Brassicaceae. Gene Ontology annotation, cellular component: endoplasmic reticulum. The record is from RefSeq and is a predicted model, not a curated record.